AUGGCUGCUCCUGUGGAAUUUACAGACGAGGUUCUGGAGGCUGGGCUGAACAGAGCAAGGCUGAGCCUAGUCGGAUGUCUCCUCUACUCAUCCCAUCCGUCCCGAAUCAGAGCUCAACACAUGGCCAAUAACAUAUGGGCCAAAAGAGCAGCGGUAACAGUAUUGGAUGCCGGAUUCAGACUCUUUCAAUUCGUCUUUGCAAAUCAAGUUGAUUACAAUGAGGCACUCGAAAAGGCUCCUUAG
This is a messenger RNA of Linum trigynum, 243 nucleotides long. Lineage: Eukaryota; Viridiplantae; Streptophyta; Magnoliopsida; Malpighiales; Linaceae. The record is from the annotation of a GenBank genome assembly.